GGCUCUGACCCGGGGAGAUCAGUGCAGUUGCUCUUACUCUUCAUCGCCGCCCCCGUUCAUCCACAAAUCACUGAAAUGUCUCUCGCCGGCCGCGUCGCUAUCGUCACUGGAUCAUCCCGUUCGAUUGGCGCCUCGAUUGCCAAACGUUUGGGCAAAGACGGGGCCAGCGUCGUUGUCAACUACGUCUCCAACUCCGCGGCGGCAGAUGAAGUAGUGAACGAGAUCAACUCGAAGGGGCCUGGCAAGGCCAUCAGUGUCAAGGCCGAUGUCUCCUCGAUCGCUGGCGCGAAGACCCUCCUAGAUGAGACCCUCCAGAAGUUUGGCAAGCUUGACAUCCUGGUGCUCAAUGCCGGUAUCAUGGGCGCGAAGGUGUUGGCACAGACGGAGGAGAAGGACUUUGACGAUCACAUCAAUAUUAACGUCAAAGGCCCGCUCUUCCUCACCAAGUUAGCGGCACCCAGCUUAACUGCAGGUGGCCGUGUCAUCUUCUUCUCCACAACCCUCACCAAAGCCUCCGCCGUUCUCCCGAACGCCCUUGUUUACGUCGCCUCGAAGGGUGCUGUCGAGCAAGUCUCCCGAGUCCUGGCAAAGGAUCUCGGGGCUCGCGGCAUCACGGUCAACACCGUCUCCCCUGGCCCCGUCGACACGCCGCUCUUCCGCGACGGCAAGACGGAGCAGCAGAUCCAAUUCAUCGCUAAUCUGAACCCUCAGAAGCGUCUCGGCCAGCCCGAUGAAAUCGCUCCGAUCGUGGCAUUCCUGUCCUCGGAGGAGGCUGGAUGGAUAAACGGCCAGAACAUCCUGGUUAACGGCGGCUUCGUCGUGUAAAUAUUGGAACCCUUCAAAUCGCAUUAGAGAGCAUUUGUACCACACGUAGCAUCAUAGCCACAUUUACAUGUACUUUAGGGACGAAUGAGAACAUGUUUCAAGGGGUUC
Molecule: messenger RNA, 933 nt
Organism: Gloeophyllum trabeum ATCC 11539
Lineage: Eukaryota; Fungi; Basidiomycota; Agaricomycetes; Gloeophyllales; Gloeophyllaceae
Product: NAD P-binding protein
Exons: 3
Coding region: 76-825 (249 amino acids)
Molecular function (GO): oxidoreductase activity
Source: RefSeq, a predicted model, not a curated record